UGAGGGAUUUCAAGGUCAUGGCGCUAAUUCCACUACCUGGUGCUGUAACAUCUGUUACUUUUUGAGGACUAUAUUGGUGGCUAACUCCUGUGGCCUGCGCCACCGUCAUCACCGAUGGUUGAUAUGUGUCUGACGGAUUUUUCAGCUUCCAAAACCCGGAAUGUAGUCCUUCUUAAGUCGGUUGUAUCCGUUGGUGGGUUUCGUAGGAAGUGUUCCUGCAAGGAACCGGGUACUUGCCCUUCGACGAAACGGGAUCUUAUCAAUUCCUUUUGUCCUGUGGCAUCUAGACGAGGGAAUGCCUGGGCGGCCAUUUGUUACGGGGAGUUGAAAUAUUCUAUCGGUCUCUCGCUUGCCUUCACGUCAUAAUUAUGACGUGACAAAAAUUGGAUGGUCGACUGCUGAGAAUUCACGGAUUAAAUCCCUCCAUACGUGCUUUUGUUUAUUACAUCUUGGAAUACAUAUUGAUGGUGAGAGCUGUGAAUGACAAACUACUGACUGCUGAAACACUGGAUGUUGGAUGUUUUUAUUGAGUCACUUUUGUAACAUAUGCCUUUCUGUUGUCUGCCAUGUUGCGACCGUUCACAACAUACGUUUUAAAUUUUUUCGAAUGUCAAACGACGAUAAUAAAACUUGUAUGCUAAUGCGAAGACGUCGCUGUGAUUGGGAUUUUGGCGUUUAUGUUUAUUAUGUUAACUAUUAUUGAUAAUGAAAAUAAAUUUUAAAUGCUACGUCUAUCACUAUUCUCAUUGGCGUGAAUUUGCAAAAUGUUUACCUCGUCUGAGACACUUAGACGAAGUGUCUGAAAAUUUUAUUUUUCAUGUGCCAAAAACAUGACUUAGUUGCAAUUUCGCUUGAAUAAACACCGGAUGUUCUUAAUCAAUGUCAUCCACAUUGGCUCAGAUUUUGCCUUUAUUCUCCGUUUUGUUGUUUGCUUAAAAUUUAUUUGUAAUUUUUAAGUACUGUGGUGUUCUAAAAUGUUUAUUACCAAAAUUGUUUUAAAUUAAUACUUACAAUGCUAUUUCAAAGAGCUGAUGCUGGCGUUCAACCAAUGGAAAGCAAUAAUCAGUAGUUCAAACUUACUUCCUUUUAAAAUAAUGCUAUCUCGCUUUAUUUGAUGCUGCGAAUGUCCCCUUCAUUAACUAUAUCGUAAACUGUAACAAGAUCGUUCUUGUUAAUAAUCUACAUGUUAUUACACGCUGUAAAUAAGUGACAUAAAAUGUAGUCGUCUUAUACUAUUGUUGAAGCCGAACUCGGAAAUACUUCCUUUCGUCUCCGUCCCCAUCAAAGUAACUUUUGUUGUAUAUUCCAGUUUUACUAUCUAGGAUAAAAUCGAUAUUUUUGGCUGGUUAUACACCGACCUAGUUUUCAUUCCUGUCUAAAAAGUAAACAAACUGUAAACUAAAUCAGUUUACUUGUAAGUUUAUGUUGAGUAUCUACUUGGUGAAGGAAGAUUUGUACCUCUUCCGAUUCCUCUGCUGUUAACAAAGGGGAACUGUAAGCUAGCUAAUCCCUCACCAGGUUAUUUUUUACCGAUGAUCUGUUAUAGAUGUUUUUUAAUAACAUCUGUAUCAUAUUGGCUGACGAUUGGGCAACGUUGACUGACAGUUUCGUCAUGUUUACAUUUAUCCCUGACAAUCUAUAAGACUAAGGCUUUUCAAACUAAACUUGGUCAUCCCAAAUUGAACCAUUACCAGGCGUUAGAGCACUGACAAAUAGCGAUGACUCUUCUUUAAUCGAAACUAUUUAUACAACUUUGUAGAGAUAAGACUUAACAUUUGGAGAGGUUAAAGUUUCUAACAGCCUAACUUUGGGAUGUUCCCAGCUUGCAUUUCUGGGACAUCCAAAUUGAUAAAAUCAUGUAGGUGAUUCAGUGUUUGCUCCACCUCGUCGAUGCAAAAAAUGAACAGUAAUAACUCACUCAGCAUUUGGGUUUGUCUUUGUGCAACAGAACGGUGCUUUCAUCAUAAUUUAUUUUAUCCAACUACACUGGUCAAUAACAACGAAGUCUGAUACACAACCAGGAUCGUCUGUAGGGAAAUGAUUAAUAUAUUUGUAACUGAUCGAAAGAGUGCAAAACCACACAUUUGACAGUGGAUCAACUGUCAUCCUAGUCCACGUGGUUUCUGAAAGCGAUGUCUAUUGAACUAUCCGGAUACAUGUAUGAUUUUUUAUUAACGAGCCACCUGGUGGUUACAAAAAGAAUCUUUCAUAACAGGGGCAAUUAUAAUUGCCAACCUUCAAGUGUAGACUGAAGGAGAUUUCUAAAUUAGACGCUAGUAUACUAGUGAAAAAUUUAUAAAAAUGCAUAUUUAACGUACGGAAACUUAUGCUGCAGGGUAAGUAUGACUUAAUGACUGACGAUGCUGACAGCCAUACACUCAUGAAACCUCACUAAUGGUUACCCAGAUAUGCUUAUAGCUAACUACCGAGGACUUAAACAUACCUAUAUCACUGAACGUUGUCAGAUGCGUUAUCAUUGUUAUGUAUGUGAUAUUUUGUCUUCAUUAUAGUGUUGUAGUGUAAAUUAAAAUAUAAAAAGAUGGAGUUUGUUUGUUAUUUAAGAGAAUAUAAUUCAUUCCGUACUUUUGAAGUAUUUUCAUGUAUGCGCUUGUUUACUGUCUGUUAUUUGAAUUGACUCCUGUUGAAAUAACUUUGAGCCCAGACUCUAAGUCAUGGGCUCUAUGUGACCUUAUCAUAUAAAACUCGCAAACCGAUCAAACGGCAAAGUGUUCCUCAAGUUCAUCGGUCAAUGUCAUAGUUUGAAAAAAGCAUUGACAAGUGGGACGUAGAUUGAAAUAACCAAUUAUAGCAUAGAUCGAUAAGUAGGAAUAAAAAGGUAACACUGAAAUGGUUAUGACCUCAGCGAUGAAGAAUUAGUGAAUUUACAUAUAUAUUGGGUUAACAGGUUUCCUGUUAGGUUAGAUUCUAUUAUUUUAAAGAUACUACUCCUCACUCCUGCACCUACGUACAUUACUCGAGUCAAUUAACAGAUUUAUUCGACGGGUUCUUGAUUUGUUCGAUAAACUCUCCCUUAAAGUGCAACCUUGAUUCAUUUCGUUUCACUUCUUGAGUUUAGGCAAUAACUUUGAACAUAUAACGCAUGAUUACUCUUUUCAUUCAAUGAGUAUUGUGUCUCCCUACUAUUGAUGUAAUUGUAACUCUUUUUAGGAAUCAGUGCAUCACUGUGAAUCUAUAUUAAGUUGCUUCAUAUUAAACAGUGGGGUUUUAGAUUCCAUACUUUUUAAGCACCCAAAGUUCCAAGUUAUUUACAGGGUUUAAAUGUGUAAGUUGUCGAAUAGGUUGGUCUGAAGUGACAAGGGAAACGUCUUUCUAUUCAGUUUGUCUGGUAAGGGUAAUAAAUUCAAAAGUUUGGCACCGUUAAAAAACUUUCUAAAAUUAAGAUCGUGUAGGUCAGUCAGCCACUAUGCGGACUAAUGGACUAAGGUUUGAAGAGUACGAAAUAUAUAUAUAUAUUCUUCUAGAGACAAAACCACAACUACAGCAGAGCUGCUACUUACAUAUAUGCAAAAUCAGCGUAACUCGGAGGUACUAUAUUUUGUUACAAAGCCAUGACAUGUUAGGAAGCGGUCAUUUCUUUUGGAUGCAUACAAAAUCCACUAACUGAUAGAUUAGCAUAUUCAGUCAGUCAGUUAACAUAUUACUGAACAACUAAGAAGUCACACUUUUAUUUUGGCUAUUUUCCGGGUUCUGAAUUCAAACAUUUUAAUCUCUUUGUAAAAUCCUUUGGCUGAUGACGAUUUCUGGUAGUAUAAAGUACGUCUAAACUAAAAGAUAAAUGUUAUCAAAGUUAGUACCAGGUCUGAUAAACAAACAGUUCAUCAUGUUAUUAGUAAUUGUUAAUCAAUUACUAUAUUGACCACCAAACCUCCCCAAAGCCUUUGUUAAUUUAAGUUCUAAAGCAUAUCCACCUUUAAGCAUCACAGAGAGAGCAUAUUUGUUCCGAUUUCCAAGAUUUUGAUACCUGAUUUUAAUUAAUACUGAGAAGACAUGUCCAAAGCAUGGUGUCUUAUCAUCUUAAGUGAGCAAUAUAUCUAAUGUAUAUGGUGAAAUAUUGAUAAGCUUGCGUAUAGUUGUUUUUAUGUUGAAUUGCUUUUGAUAGUAAUAUAAUCAUUCAUUGACAUUUGGUUUGACAGUGUUCUCUUUUAGUUAAAUUUUCACUUGCUAAGGCCUUUCUGUUUGUUAAGUUGUAUUGUACGAAAGUGACCAUCUGUCGCGAAUACUUUCUGAAGCUCUUAUUCGUAAACUUUUUGGAUCGAUUAGAUGUAGAUAUUGUAAAGCACUUCUGUUAACUUCGCUUCAUUAUCAAAGUGUAAAUUUUUCAAAAUUAACCCUGAGUUGUAUAAUUUCAUGACGGUUUACUUGACAUUUUUAGAAAAUGAAAAUCGACGACAUAAAAUUUGUUCUUUGUUGGACCAUGAUUGUUCGUCAAUGUGUGAUACAAUGUGAUGUUGCUUAUAUAACCUACUGUCCUUGCAUGGGUCGGCUCGGAAAUCAGAUUGAACAGUUCCUAGGUAUGAUCGCAUUUGCAAUUAAAAUCAAUCGUACUCUUGUUUUGCCUCCAUGGAAUAUUAUGUCAUCUUUAAAGGCUGUAAGUUUUUACAUUUAUUUUAAUAUUCAGAAUUUUGUGCCUUUUGGAAACCUGUUUAACAUCACUACGCUCCUAUCAGUUCAUCAAUUUAUUUCACUGGAAAAUUUUAUGUUGAAUAAAGCUCCUGUCAUCUGGCCAGCAACUAAACGUACAGCGUUAUGCUUUCGACCUAGAUCGGGUCCUUUAUUUAAUGAUUGUAAUGCUAAAAAUGGGAAUCCUUUCAAAGAAUUUUGGGAUAAAUUUAAUGUCAGUUUCACAAGCUCUAGUUUCUAUUUUCCUCUAAGUACAGAUGAUCCAAAAGAGGAGUGGGAUCAGUUAUUUCCUCCAGAAACUUACCCAGUUCUUGCAUUCAUUGGACCACCUUCGUCUUUCCCUGUUCGUCCUGAAAACCGUGUAUUCCAUCGUUAUUUAGAGUGGAAUAGUCAUAUUAAUCUAGCCACUGAGGAUUUUAUAAAUCGAUGGUUAAAUAAACCUGUAGUUGGAGUCCAUUUACGGAAUGGAGGGGAUUUCUUAAAUGCUUGCUCCCAUUUAAAAAGUGGUUUACGUAUCUUGUUCUCAAGCGCUCAGUGUCAUGGUGAUUUUAAUGAACUACCUCCUUACAAAGUAACAGAAGAUAUGUGCAUCCCCUCAAAAGAAUUAGUUCUUCAAACAAUUUCUUACGGUGUUCGUUUAAUUAAAGCAAAAAGUAUAUAUGUAUCUACUGAUAAUGAUCCUAUGUUGUCAUUAAUUCGCCGUCACUUUAGUAAUACAACUGUGAAACGUGUUGUGUGGGAACCUUAUCGAAAACCUGAAGAAGAUUUGUCAUUGUUGGGACGAAUCGAUUUAGCUAUCCUCAAUUGUGUGUCGACUUACUCUGCUGCGGUGAAACGUGAACGGGAUGCAAAGAAUUUACCCAGUAUGUUUUUCGGAUUAACUAUUGAAAAUCAAAGAGGUUUGGAAGUAUUGUGCAAUUCCACAAGUAAAUCUGCCAACUACUGGUGGUCAAAACUGUACAAAAAAUGAGUUCUUAGUGUAUCAUAAAUAUUUGAGUUUUUUUUUAAUUUCUUAGAUUGUAUUAUUCGCUUGUUAACUUCAUUAUCAUUAUAAAACUUGCAUUUAUGUCAUAGUACUCGGUGUGAUUUCUAGGAUUCCUCGUUAAUACGUGACGAGGUGAGAUUCAUAGUGUGGUGUGUUGCUUAUACCGACAUAAAUAAAAUAUGUCGUGAGUCAGGAGUAGAAUAUUUGGCAGCAUAAGAUUGAGAAGACGCAGAAGUGAAGAACAAAAACAGAAAGUAAUUGGUAUGGAAAAGAAGGAACAGUGAAGUCUGAGACGACUGAUUGACAGUUGCAAAGGAACAGUCAAGUUUGAUUGAUAUUUUGCAAAUUAAGUAUUUACAGUUUGCUUCUCAUAUUUUACUGAGGUAUUCUGUAAUUUUGUGUUGAAGUACAUUCGAUUGUUCCCACUAAUGUUCUUAUUCAUUACAAUCGCUUUGCUCGUAUGGUUAUAAAUAAAACAUACAUUCAUGUUUUUGGCAUAAAGUUAUUACAACAUACAUAGAACAUAUAGACCAUCAAUGUAGGUAGUCUAUGUGGUUGGUCUCGGUCUACUCGUGUUGAACGACCUGGAUUACAUCGAGAUCACAUCCUGCGGUUAAUACUUAGCGUGGCUUAUCAUCUCGAGAUACCGUCUUGAACGGACAUGACAUUAUUAAAGAAGUGUAUUAAUAAGAAUAGUUUGGGGGAAUAGUGCAACCACUGCUGCAUCGGUCAGUCAAUGGUGUGUUGCCGAUUAAUGCGCGUUGUCUGACCUUAAGAUAGCUCACUAAACUGUUCAACAUUCAGUUGCUUGCCUGCUGGAUGGUUUGACCAGAGCUAAGCUUACAGAUCAUAUGUAGACGGUAAAUGCAUCAGAGGGGCAGAUAGCACGUACGACCACAAUUGACACCUUUCGAAACUUGAGACUUAAAUCCAGAAGCAGUAUCCUAACAGAUUUCAAACCAGUGCUAGACGGUCAUAAAGCCA
Messenger RNA from Schistosoma rodhaini, 6610 nucleotides. The record is from the annotation of a GenBank genome assembly. NCBI's taxonomy places the organism in Eukaryota, Metazoa, Platyhelminthes, Trematoda, Strigeidida, Schistosomatidae.